AUGACAUCCACAGCUAUUCCUUUGUCUUCCCCAUCACAGACUCGCGAUCCACUACCACCAAACCUCAUCCAGAAGAUCCUCCCCUUCUGCACCACCUCAACCCUCCUCUCUCUCCGGCGAACCUCUAAAUCUCUCCUCGACGCUACAGACCCCGUUCUCUACCAGGACAUCAAAGUCGAUUGCCACGUGGGAACAACGGAAGAGGCGGAUAGGCUAUUCGGAAGGUUGUUAAGGCUGUAUGAGGUUUUGAUGUAUAGUGAUGGUGAUGGCACCAGUGGAAGCGAGAGUGACGGUGCAUUGGCAUCAGUGGGAUCUGAGAUUGGGACAGCAGGUGUAGGUGUACGCUGGCUGAAAGUGGGAAAGGUGAACAAAGCGAUGUGCGUGCGAGGGAUGGAGUUCGUGGAGAUAACGCGACAAGAAGUGUCAGAUCCUUCGACGGCGCUCACUAAAUUCGUAACCUCCGAUAUCGCGAACUUCGACGACUCUGCACCAGCAGCAUCACUGCCAACUGCUCUGAGCGACUCGCUCACCAGGCGUGAACUCGCCGGACUCGAACAGAUCACAUCGAAACAGACUCCCCCUUCGCCACCAACAUUGACAGCAAUCCAAUCCCUCCUGACCUCGAUCCUGCACAUUCUGCCCAACCUUCGUUCUCUGCGUCUUACCGGGAUUCGAGUCUACCCAACCAGCCGCGACCACCAUCUAGCCCCUGUCCAACUCUUACCCUAUAUUCACUGUCCUCUCCUUCAGGCAUUCUCUCUCGACGCGUUUCAAGGUGACGAGAGCGUAUAUCAGUUUCUGAGGAGACACGAGAAUCUUGAAGAUGUCGCAAUUACGAUCAAUGAAGGGGGCGGUAGCGAUCCGCUGGUCAAACAAGACUUAAGCAGAGCACUUCGGAAACUGGAAAAGAUGGAGGCACCUUGGCAAAUAUUCGAUAGCUUAUUCGCCGAAGCUCCUGGUGGCGAAUCACACGUCCUACAACCGCCACCACUGAAGGAUGCCACUUUAGAUUUCGACUGUGUAAUGUUUUAUCUGUGGGGUAAAGAGGAGCAAUUGUUGGAGAAGUUGAACGUAUUCUCGGGGACGUUGAGGAAACUGAUCUUGAAGAGAGAAAGGUUCGACAUUGACAUGAAGGUUGCGGUAACAACGGGAAAGUUCUUGCCAUGGAUCGAAGAGCUAGAGCUGAGGCACACAUACUAUAACGGAAGGCUCAGUGUAACGGAGAAAGGUAUCGAGACAUUCGCACACGCUUUCACGGGGUUCAAAUCUCUUCGCAGCCUGGCUGUUCUGUGGGUUGGGCGGUGCUGGGAUGGCAGUGGGACUGUCGACGAUAGAAACCCAGAGGUUGAUAGAAUGACGGUGGUUAUUUUGGGACAGGGUUCGUCUGGAGCUGAUAUCCUUUACGCUGGUCUAGAUGGGACUAGCUGGAUGCGAGAUGUGGAUAUCAAUGACGGGGAGUGGGCUUGUGGGGUAUAA
This is a messenger RNA of Stereum hirsutum FP-91666 SS1, 1476 nucleotides long. RefSeq lists its product as uncharacterized. The transcript is spliced from 4 exons. The record is from RefSeq and is a predicted model, not a curated record. Lineage: Eukaryota; Fungi; Basidiomycota; Agaricomycetes; Russulales; Stereaceae. Bases 1 to 1476 code for a protein of 491 amino acids.